This is a messenger RNA of Aspergillus mulundensis, 2130 nucleotides long. RefSeq names its product fungal specific transcription factor domain-containing protein. Lineage: Eukaryota; Fungi; Ascomycota; Eurotiomycetes; Eurotiales; Aspergillaceae. Gene Ontology annotation, cellular component: nucleus. The record is from RefSeq and is a predicted model, not a curated record. Gene Ontology annotation, molecular function: DNA-binding transcription activator activity, RNA polymerase II-specific; RNA polymerase II cis-regulatory region sequence-specific DNA binding; zinc ion binding. The transcript is spliced from 6 exons. Gene Ontology annotation, biological process: regulation of transcription by RNA polymerase II; DNA-templated transcription. The coding region runs from base 1 to 2130 and encodes 709 amino acids.
AUGGGAAAGGAUGACAACACAGCGGAGGAUCACAAAGGAUGCGAAGGAAAGCCGGCCUUGGAAGAACAAAUGUUCCGCGCCUGCCCGAUACGGAAGGAGCGCGUCCCUCCCCUGAGUCCUGGUGUUCUUCCUCAGCAACACUCACCAAAAGCUAGAAUAUCACGGCAAAAUGCAGGCUUCAAGUACGGUACAUGGACUCUCCAAGUCUUGCCGCCGUGCCCACUGAAAUGUAACCGGGAGAAGCCAUGCCAAAAUUGCACGGCACGCGGAGAGGAAUCAGGAUGUAGAUUCAAGGGUUCUGCGAACGGAACACCAUUAUCUUCCCGUGCUGAUAGAAACGGAGAACUGAUGCGCCGGCGAAUUGAGCAUUUGGAGGACACGGUCAAGAGACUGAUCGGCGACAGUCAGACCGUCCCGCCAAGGCUCCCACCAGCCUCGUAUCACGACGAGCAUUACUCCGGCCCGAGGGGUGUUGAUGGUCAGGGUCCAGCGCGCGUUGGUACGACCGUCAUCGACGGAGAACACUCGGUCUAUGAACCAACAAAUAACUGGCAUGACGUGCUACGCGAGGUCAACGAACUGAAAAAGGCAUGGGGCGAGACCCAGGCCGAGUCGGCAUCCCAUCCCUCAUCAAAUUCGGUUGACGGCACAAGCCUCCUCUUCGGCCAUGUUGAGCGAGUGGAUAUUCCUGAGAUCUUAUCAUCUUUACCACCCAAGCACGAACUGGAUAAUCUCAUCCAGUGGUUCUUCAAUAAGAAAAAGUUCCCAUUAUCCGUUCCUCCCAUCAUACACGAACCGACAUUUAUGCGAGAGUACAACAACCACGUGGAUAACCCAUCGCGAAGCAGCGUCAUUUGGAUAGGGUUGCUUUUUUCUAUUCUUACCUGUACCAUGCUCGCCGCCCUAUUAUCUGGUUCACAAGAUUAUCACGACGCCGAAGAACGAUUUGAUUUCUAUCGGCUACGAACCGCACAGUGCCUGCUGAUCGGCGAUAUUGCAAAAUGUCAGCCAUAUACGAUCGAGACUCUUGGCCUCAACGCCACAGCUGAACUGAACAGGAAGGACGACAGUAGCCGGGGACUGUGGAUCAUGACGGGAGUCAUUGUUCGGGCGGCAGUCAAUAUGGGAUAUCAUCGCGACCCGGAUCACACUCCUUCCAUAUCGCCCAUGAAAGGAGAGUAUAGACGACGAAUAUGGCUUUCGGUCACCACUAUGGACGACAUGGCCUCUUACCUGUCCGGCUUUCCGCGCAUGACGCCAGCCAUAACCUCAGAUACGAAGGAACCGCUAAAUAUUGAUGACUGGGAAUUGUCUGAGGAUAUCACAGCCCUCCCGCUAUCAAGGCCGCUCUCGGAGCCAACGUCAGCCACAUUCAUGAUCGCCAGAGGACGCGUAUCCCAUGCACUCGGCGAGGUUAUCGAUUUCAUGAAUAGCUGUUGUCCCGAUAAUUUUACCAAGGCACUUGAGGUUGAUAGGGUCUUGGAAGAUACAUGGUCACUUCUUCCGUCGCAUAUGAAAGUGGACUCGAAUAUAUUCGACCAAAGCCCAGUCCAAUCGCCGCCCAACUACUCAUAUUUAGCGCUGGAAUGCAUGUACCACCAUGGGAUUUGCACCUUGCAUCGAAGGUUUAUGCAGAGCAAUCUCGAGAAGCAGUCGAGCAAGAUAUCCCGUUCGCGAUGUCUCGCAUCGUCUCUCGCAUUGAUCAAGUUUCAGCAAUUGUUGCAGCCGCCCAUGUACUCAUUCUCGCGAACUCGACAAAUCCUGGCCCCGGCAGCGAUGAUAAUUCUCCUUGAAUUGGAGAUGAGGCGAAAAGCCCCGGAUAGCGCCUCAGACUUUGUAACUGUUACCCUUGUGGAAGCUUUGGAUAAGUCCGUCGUCCUGUGGAAAACUGCGUCAGGAUCUUGUGACGAAGCUGCAACAGUCUAUAAAGUCUUGAACGAUAUGAUUCAGAGUAUCCAAAGGGGUAGUGCCAAAGAAGCUUCGCAGUCGCUGGUACUGGAUUCAGCAUACUAUAGUCGGAUCGGCUGGAAUGGCAUUGGUGUUUUGAAUGAGAAUGGCAUCGACUGGGCUUGGUGGGAUGAGUUGAUCGAAAGCUCGGGGCUGUGGGACGGCUCUUCCAUGAUCCUUUGA